AUGGGCAAGGUCCACGGUUCCCUGGCGCGUGCCGGCAAGGUGAGGGGCCAGACGCCGAAGGUCCCCAAGCAGGACAAGAAGAAGAAGCCCACAGGCCGUGCCUGCAAGCGCCUCAAGUACAACCGCCGCUUCGUGAACGUCGUCGUCGGCCCGGGCAAGAAGAAGGGGCCCAACUCCAACCAGCAGUGA
Molecule: messenger RNA, 189 nt
Organism: Monoraphidium neglectum
Lineage: Eukaryota; Viridiplantae; Chlorophyta; Chlorophyceae; Sphaeropleales; Selenastraceae
Exons: 3
Coding region: 1-189 (62 amino acids)
Biological process (GO): translation
Cellular component (GO): ribosome; cytosolic small ribosomal subunit
Molecular function (GO): structural constituent of ribosome
Source: RefSeq, a predicted model, not a curated record